Messenger RNA from Notothenia coriiceps (black rockcod), 322 nucleotides. RefSeq names its product contactin-associated protein-like 4. The record is from RefSeq and is a predicted model, not a curated record. The transcript has 2 exons. The annotation marks the transcript as partial. NCBI's taxonomy places the organism in Eukaryota, Metazoa, Chordata, Actinopteri, Perciformes, Nototheniidae.
GAUCAGCUCUGGAUGACGGUCAGUGGCACUCGGUGGAGCUGACCUCCAGACGAGGACAUCUCUCCGUCUCUGUGGACGGGGGGGAAGGAGACACGGCCAACGCCAGCCCCCCGUUUCCUGUUUCCACUGACGGUCAACUCUUCUUUGGUGGUUGUCCUUCUGAGGGGAGCAGUGAUCAGUGUGUGAACCCCUUCAAGGCUUUCCAGGGCUGCAUGCGUCUCCUAACUGUCGACAACCAGCCUGUGGACCUAAAAAAGGUGCAGCAAAGGCUGAUGGGAAACUACAGUCACCUGCAGAUCGACAUGUGCGGCAUCAUCGACAG